GGUUUAUAUCUUGCAUAAGAUUGAUAUGCCCCCACCCCCCCCCCCAUCGCUCAUUGCAAAUGUUAUAAUUAUUGAUCAACGUGAAGGCCCGGUCUCACUAUGAUGCCGGUGGAGCCCCGGUGCGUGAUCCGGGAUCUACCGGGAUGAACAGGGGCUCUACCGGUAUGAACAGGGGCUCCACCAGGGACGACCGGGGACAACCGGGGCUCCACCGGGAAAGUAUUAAACUAUUUAAUACCUCCGGGAUGAACCGGGAGUAACCGAGAAGGACCGGCAACGACUGGCGCGGCACGGGGAAAAAUCGGGAUGGCACCGGGAACAACCGGGACGGCACCGUAGCUCCACCGGGGCCCAUACAGACCCCGGCAGAGCUACGGCAACGCACCAGUUGUCGCCGGUGGUGCCAAGGUGGAGUCCCGGCUAACGCCGGCAGAGUCCCGGUAUAGCUACGGUACAUCGGUAAAUCGGCGCUCUGCCGGGACGCCACCGACAUUCACCGGGGCUCCGCUGGGGCAUUACCGGCGACGACCGUGGUUAAACCGGGGCGUUGCCGUAGCUCUGCCGGCGUCUGAUGCCAGUAUAGCCCCGGUGAGUGCCGGCGGAGUUACGGUAUACCGGGGCUCUGCCGGGAUGCUGCCGGCUUUCACCGGGGCUCCAUAGGGGCAUUAUAUUGCGCUCGCUUUUGAAAGUAAUUUAGGUAUUUUAAAUGUUUCCGCUCUAUUUACCCUAUUCUGACUGGUUGUGUGGUUUAUAUAUCGUAUUUCUAAUAGGCCCAAACACCAAACAAGACAAUAUAUUUACAAAAGACAAUAUGGUAACAUAAAUGCUAUCUUUUAAUUUUGAUAAUUAUUGUUUUAUAUGCAAAGUUCAGACGUGCAUAAACUAUUCAUUCUGCAUAUCUUUUAUUCCACCAUCAGCAUUCUUAAUAUUGCACAGUAUACUUACACUUUGCAAUAUGCAUUUAACUGUAUACAUGUCAAGUAUGUAAGAUAUAUAAGGCAAUCGUAUCCUGUAAUUUAGAGUAGAAACUUAAACUUAACCCAAAAAUCAUACCUUCAAUAUUAGAAAGCGGUAUUAAUAACGUUAUGUCAGUGGACAUGUAAUUGCUCUGAUGUGUUUGUUUGUCAUAAAAAUGUCAUCAAUAAUUGAAAACUAGAAAUCCUAAUAAACCUUUAUACGCUAUAAUCGUUAGCGACCGAGUAUCUUUAAAACAGAGCAAUGUUGACUGCGUUUUUGGAAAAUAAUGUGCAUAGAUUUUUAAAAAAAUAUAUAUAUACCAUUACAUCACGUGAGUCUAGUUGAUUCUCAACGGAUUAAAUCGAAAAUAACAAAUAAGACAUAGUAAACAGGAAAAAUAAUGACUUGUGAACUUUUACAAUCCCUGUACUAUCUUGCCCAACCUGAACGCAGCCGGCUGAUUGUCGCUGGCAUAUUUCUAUCCGACGGUCGGGCGGCCCUAGUUGACCGGAAAAACUCGGUCCUCAUCGUCACUGACAUUGACCAAGAGACGUACGAAGAGGUAAACCUGCUGACGAUUCUUCCGGAAGAGUACCAUUGCGCUACAGACACGGCUGCUUCCGGAUAUGAAGUCAAGUCGUUUGCAAAGAAAGGCGCCAGAAAUGCAUUACAUGUCGAUUCCGCGCUUCCGCAGCCUUCCGACGUGAAUCGGUGUCCCGGAAGUGACAACAUGCUCGUUGUGACCUUCACCUGCCCCGACCAUUCGAUCGCUGUUAAGUGUGAGCUGCAUUUGGAGAAAGGAGCGUCGCUCGCAAGCCGCCUAUUGAGGGUAUUACACGUCCGUAUCAGCGACCGAACACGGACUGUUGUAUCGCUUUCAGACGGCGUCUUCAUUGCGUCUACGCCAGAUAACGUCGUCGUUCUAUCUGAAAUAGGGGAUGAUCUUGGCAUGCACAGACGGGAAAAGAGGGAUCGAGGCGGACUGCUCAUGACAGACGGUCAUGACAAGGUGUAUUUUGGUGACGGUAACUUCUUCGUCGGUUGCAGAUGGUCCGGGAACUUCUUGCAAGAAAUGUUUCGGUUUCAGCACAAACGAAUGAAGUUUCCCAGAGGGUCGGCUAUAGACGAAAAAGGCUGCAUACUGGUCUGUUGCGAGGACUCGCACAACAUUUUCCGCCUGAACGCCGAUGGAUCACGUGGUGAAGUUAUUUACUUCGAUGGGAGCAAGAAAUUUGGUGACGUAGACAUACAUCCCGACGGCCGUCGCUUUUUGGUAACCUUUUGGACGGAAAACGCAUGGCCUUUGAUCUUUCGACAGAAUGCUUAGAUUUAUUGCCCCAAGCUUUUAACGGGUGAUACGUUAAGCAUGAAAUACGGAAACGAUGCAUCAUGUGUUUUUAUACCGGGUAUAUACAGUCUUAUUUUACGUAAUAAAACUAGUUUAUAUUCGCCUCUAGUAAAAAAUCGAUCGAAAUUAUCUUAUAAUCAAAUUUAGGAGUUUAAUUUAAUCAUAAAAAACACUGCAAUGCUUUUUCCUAUAAGUGUGUGUGUGUGUGUGUGUGUGUGUGUGUGUGCUUCUUCUAAUUUGUUUUAAAUUGUCAUUUUGUACUUUUUUAAUAAAUAUGUUUGUUAAACAGCCAGCGUGUAAAUCUCCCAGUAGAUAUAUUGGGCAUGCGACCAACAAUAUUUUUGUUGAAGAAAUAUAUUUAUAGAUCUGUCAUUUAAACUAUAGCUCACUCAACUGUGUCAGCGUUUGACACAUUCUCAUAGAAGUGCUAGUAUCACAUUUUUAGAAAAUACAUGUAAUAACCAUA
This is a messenger RNA of Dreissena polymorpha, 2771 nucleotides long. RefSeq lists its product as uncharacterized. Bases 1358 to 2284 code for a protein of 308 amino acids. NCBI's taxonomy places the organism in Eukaryota, Metazoa, Mollusca, Bivalvia, Myida, Dreissenidae. The record is from RefSeq and is a predicted model, not a curated record. The transcript has 2 exons.